Messenger RNA from Archocentrus centrarchus (flier cichlid), 1176 nucleotides. RefSeq names its product centromere protein K (gene cenpk). Gene Ontology annotation, cellular component: nucleus. Bases 83 to 883 code for a protein of 266 amino acids. NCBI's taxonomy places the organism in Eukaryota, Metazoa, Chordata, Actinopteri, Cichliformes, Cichlidae. The transcript is spliced from 10 exons. The record is from RefSeq and is a predicted model, not a curated record. Gene Ontology annotation, biological process: mitotic sister chromatid segregation; kinetochore assembly.
UACGUCAUCAAAGUUGGCGGUAUUUUGAAAAGGGGGUAGCGUCUGUUGUUGUGGUCCGUGAAGCAGAGAAACAGUAUUAAACAUGGCUGAGGUGACAGCAGACGGCCGGACAGCAGCGCGGCUAUCGGAGGCCGCUCAGUCUGAGCUGCUGGACAUGUGUGAGGAGCAGUUUGCGCAGCUGGAAAAGCUUCAGAAUGAGAUUAUACUGUGUGAACCAGAUUUUUGUGAGAAUCCACAAGAACAGUCAGUAAAAAGACUGAUGGCAACAGAAGCUGAGCGGAACCAAUGGUUGACAGUGGAGCCACAAUUGCUGGCAGAAAAUUCUGAAAUUUUGCUUGAAGCUGGAAAAGAACAGAUGCACAAGCUGUGCUCUGAACUUGAGAUGGUUGCUUCCUGUUAUGAAGCCAAGAGAGACAAACUGAAAGAGACUAAGGAACUUGAACUAAAGUGGUUGGAGGAGAAGAAACAGGUGCUUGCAGCUGCCACUGGUCACGUUGAACGACUUCAAAUUGAAAAGGAGAAGUUAUCAGCACAUACUGUACUGCAGGAUGUCAAGGAAAAAAUACAGAAAAUGAUGGCCUACCAGGAAGAGCUGAUGAACUGCUUGGGGUACAUCCUGGAUAAGCACGUUCCUCUCCCGCAAGAUGAUUCCGGUUCAAGCAAGAAGAAGAAGAAUGUUGCACAUGAGAUACAUGAAAAGCUGAUUUCACUCAAUGACAUUCUAGAGAUUCUCAUGAACAAGGCUCUGAACACACCACAUGACCCCUAUGUGGCGAUAGAUGACACAUUCUGGCCGCCGUAUGUAGAGAUGCUGCUCCGUUAUGGAAUUGCAGUGAGGCACCAAGAGAAUAAUUUCAAGAUCCGCCUGGAAACUUUUUUCUAAAGCACUGAUGCAUUACUCAUCGCAAACGCUGUGUGUAAAUUGAGUCUGUCUGUGCAUGUUUGUGUAAGCUGGUAGGAAGACUUUGCAGGGGAAACAGUGAUGCUAGUGAGUUCCUAAAUGUCCUGUUUUUGCAUGUUUAACACUUGUAAGUACAUACUUUUUUAUGAUUGUCCAUUUAGGCAUUACAAAUAUUAAGUUAAGAUGUCUUGUUUUUAAAACUCUGGGGGCACUCAUCUUUCAGUUCCUUUUUAGGUAUUCAAAUGUAAUUCAAAUACAUUAAAAAUUUAUCCAAA